AUGGCCUCUGGUUGUGCGCCAGAAGACGACGAGGACGACCACGUCGUGCAUCCAUAUACCCCGGGGGCGUCGCCCGACGAUGCAGCUACAUGGCUGCCUGCGAUCACGGCGCGUACCCAAGCGUUACGAAAAGAGCUCGAUACCAUGUAUGCGCCCUCCCAUGAAAUGGAUGAACUGCUCUGGCACGAUCUGGUCAUGAUGUACAUGCACGCUGCGGAACAACUAUCGCUCCUCGACGCUGUGCGUGUAUACUUGGACCUGGCCUCCCUGGCACCGCCUGCCAUGCCCGUCGCCAAGGCCCGAGACGUAGGCCUGCAUCUGCUUAUGCAGCUCGAGGCCCUGCCUGAUCGGUCGCAUAUGCGGGCGAUGUGGAAGGCCCUCUGCAAGGUCGGCGAUCCUACCCCGAGCGAUACCACGCCGCUGACGCGUCGCCUUAUUCUGAGCAAUCGACUCGGCGAAGCGAUGCGGAUUCUUCAGUGGCACAUUCAGCAGCACUGGCUGCGUCAGGCCCCUGCACCAUCGCGCGCUGUGAUGCAUACCCUCAUGAUCCAAAUGCGCACGGUCGAACGCGUGUUACGGCUUCGCACACCACCAUCGCCAGGCCGUUUUGGCGCGAGCCGCGCUUUGUACACCGACUAUUGCUACGCUCUCGUGGCUCUAGGGAGCUUGCUCCGUGAGAACUACCUACCGCUUGUCCCUGCCCACAAAGAAGACAUUACGUGGCUCAUUCAGCUGCUCGCUCACUUCCCUGCCUUGGAGUACCAUGCGCCACACGCCGCGCAGGCCGCGCAAGAGAUCCGCCAUGUGCUACCCGUGUGGAUAGAACAGUUGCCCUGUGGUCGCACGCCGCAACCUGACUUUUUCACACCGCCGCCUCAGCGCACACGUCGUAGCGAUCGCGCUACCUACUUUGUGCCUGUGCUCAGUGAGCGUUCGUACAAUGCCCUGCUGCAAUACACCUUGCAGCAUACUGACAAUCCUCAAGCCUGCUGGCGGGUCUUGGAGCACAUGACACGCGAACGAUCACCACCCCUGAAGCCAGGACCUGUUACGGUGAACAUCUUGGUCCGCCAAGCCGCUCGGCGACGUUGGCCGGCCCUUGGAUCGUAUGCGUUAGCGCUGCAGCGCGCUGAUCCUAGCGCUGUGGCCCUACCUGCUCUACCAGCGCCCACAGCCUCGAUACGGGAGGCCGAGCCGCUGUACCUGUUGGCGUCCGUGGACGAGGCAUUGCGUGAUCACGAUACCUAUCGUCUCGUGGCUUUGCUGCAGCAUAUUCGGCAUAGCCAGCUACGUUCCCCUCAGCAACCUCAUGGCAUACGAGCGACGAGUGUGCUUUUGCGUGUGUACCCAGAGCUACGACGCAAACGUACGUGGCCCAGCGCACCGAUUGCGCACCAUCCCCACGUCUAUGUCGCCUCCCUGCAACUGGCCGCUGCGGCAGGGCAUAUCAAUAUGGCGAUGCGUAUUUGGCGCCUGCUAAAGCAGAUGUGCAUUGCGCAUCGCCAACCUGUGCCUACGCAGGCCAUGGUCGAAGUCUUGCGUCUCCUUGUGCGCGUCGGACGACGUCGGCGGUGGGUCUAUGCGCGCCAUGAACACGAGCGUGAUUCGUACAAGACGCAGGCGUGCAUGAUUGCCUUGCAAGAGUAUGCAUGGCUCUUGCAUCACUGGAGCUCGCUGGGAACGCCGCCAGAGGUCGACGUGUACGUUGCGCUGCUGCGCUUGCUGCGCCGUAUCGGUGACCAAGACGCCGCGUAUGCACGCGUUGUCGACGAUAUCUAUGCUCUAGGGCUUGCAUCUAUUCCACGUCUACAGCAGGCGCUUUCUACAAGCGCGCCACGUUCUUUUCCAGAUACCCAUACGUAG
This is a messenger RNA of Malassezia pachydermatis, 1863 nucleotides long. RefSeq lists its product as hypothetical. The record is from RefSeq and is a predicted model, not a curated record. The transcript has 2 exons. Lineage: Eukaryota; Fungi; Basidiomycota; Malasseziomycetes; Malasseziales; Malasseziaceae. Bases 1 to 1863 code for a protein of 620 amino acids.